ACCCCGUGACUGCGACGGGCGCACCUUCAGGCUGCUUCCCCGCACUUCCAGUCCCAGCUUUCCCCAGCUUCCCGUCCUUUCCUCUACUCGUCUUCUCUUUCUCCUCUCUUCCAUUGGUGUUUCAAUUCCUCAUCUCCUCUCAGCUUUCGACCCGUGAACGUGAUCCGACCGUUAACACGGACUUUUUCUUCUCCGCUUGACCAAUCCCUCGAAGUUCACUGGUAGUUGCUGCCACCGCGACAAUCUCGCUCCUCUCUUCUGCAGCAGCCUUUCCAUCCUAGCCGUCUGGUCAGACCAUCGACUUCACCCCUGUUGCUUGUGUCGCCCUCGUUGCUGCUCCUCAUUUCCCCUCCCUGUGCAAAAACCUUCCUACACCCCCCUUUUAACUGUUGUCAAUAUACUGCUCCUGCAAUUGCUUUUUCUACUUUGUCGCUCGUCCUUUUUGAAGCCACGAUCCUGAGAUCGCCUGGUUUGUUACGAUAGUCGCCUUUUACAUCCAUCCCUUUGCAAAUCUGUCUUCUUUUUUUCUGUACCUUCUCUCUCCUCGGGCGUUGAAUCAUUGAAAUACGACCCCCUGUGUACGAUUACCUACGAUGUUUCUAGCACGCAUUGCCCGACCGGCGUCCUCGCUGGUUCGACCCUUCACCACCUCUGCCACUGCCUAUCGCUCACCCUCCAUUCGUGACCUAACCCCCGACUCGGCGGAAGAAUUUAGUGCGCGUCAGAAGGAGUUUCGCGAGAACUUGGAGGCCGCUCGCAAGCAGCGAGAACAGCAAGAGAGUCAGUCUGUCGAUGCUUCUGCUUCUGAUUCUACCUCAUCCCCUACCUCCCGUGAUCGCUUUCGUGAGUUCGCCACCGCUCCCACUGCUCCGCUUGCGAGCAAUGCGAGCCGUAAAAAUGGCCGUGCUGUAUUUGAUGCCGCCGACACUCUUGACAAACAGGGAUUGGGCUCACUUUCUUCCCACCGUUCUCUAGGAGACGAACAAGUGCUGGAUUCCUCGCAGUCUCCCAAGCGCGGGCCUUUGUCCUCUCUGAUAUACGGAACGAAGGAAGGCCAGCAGUUGGAUAAGGACAUCGAGCGGUCGUUUUCGCAGGUCCUCGCUCGCGGCAAAUACGUCCACUCCAUCGUUUUCCACGAGGUGAAGCCCGACAAAGUUGACGAAUAUGUCGACCUCGUGGGCCAGUGGUAUCCCCGGAUGGCCGGCACCGAGGAAAACAGGGUGAACCUGGUCGGAAGUUGGCGUACGCAAGUGGGCGACAACGACACUUUUGUCCACAUCUGGGAAUAUCAGCGAUACGAAGGAUACCAUGCCUCCCUUCACAAUAUUUCCUGCCACCCCGAGUUUCCCGAGUUCGAUCGGAAGCUGAAGAGCUUGAUCAAAAGCAAGAAGACUUCGCUGAUGCAGGAGUUCUCCUUCUGGCCCACCACUCCACCCCGUCGUCUGGGCGGGCUGUUCGAACUGCGCUCCUACACUCUGCACCCCGGAAACCUGCUCGAAUGGGAGACGCACUGGCGUCGUGGCCUCAAGGCUCGCCGCGAAGUCAUGGAAGGCGUCGGAGCAUGGUUUGUCCAGAUCGGGGACUUGAACACGGUGCACCAUCUCUGGCAAUUUGCCAAUCUGGAGGAGCGCAAGAUUCGCCGGGAACAGUCGUGGGGCAUUGAAGGCUGGGCGGAAACCGUGCACAAGACCGUGCCUCUUAUCCAGACAAUGCAAAGCCGCAUCUUGGUCCCCAUGCCCUGGAGCCCCGUGGGAUAAGCGAACCAAGUCUGUCCGAUGCUGUAUCGAUCUGUGGUCACACGUCAGAUCCUCCAGCCGUGCCAGCCAGUCAGACACGGCUAAAAACCAGCAAGCUUAGGGCAUCCUAGCGCCAGGCCAGAAUGAAUGAGGCAUGCGGACUAGCAUGGGAACCAGAAGACAUUUUGCCGGCACGAACGAAUGUGACGGGAAAAAGGUUUCGAUCGGACUUCCGUUGAGGGUCUUCCUAGUUCCUAUUCAGCCGUGUAGGGCUCUUAGCGCAUCAGAUCUAGCAUUUAGCAUUGAUAUUGUCUCAUAUGUCUAUCCCUGUAUCUAGAAAUUAAAUUGACACUAUUGCGGAAAAGCUUACCCCUCUUUUUGCACGGUGCCUCUCGUAACUCUGUUUUUCUUAGCAUCGUC
This is a messenger RNA of Aspergillus melleus, 2156 nucleotides long. RefSeq names its product NIPSNAP family protein. The transcript is spliced from 2 exons. The record is from RefSeq and is a predicted model, not a curated record. Lineage: Eukaryota; Fungi; Ascomycota; Eurotiomycetes; Eurotiales; Aspergillaceae. Gene Ontology annotation, cellular component: mitochondrion. The coding region runs from base 594 to 1757 and encodes 387 amino acids.